Pectinophora gossypiella (pink bollworm) is the source of this 6167-nucleotide messenger RNA. RefSeq lists its product as uncharacterized. Lineage: Eukaryota; Metazoa; Arthropoda; Insecta; Lepidoptera; Gelechiidae. The transcript is spliced from 6 exons. Bases 401 to 4966 code for a protein of 1521 amino acids. The record is from RefSeq and is a predicted model, not a curated record.
AAUAUAUAUUUUUUUGAAUUCAAAGUGAUUCAACUGGCUUUUAAUUCAAAACCAAAAGUAACACGCGUCGGCGGCCAUUUUGUUUGCAUUUUUUUUACUGACCGUUUUAAUAAUGAUAAUGAAGUCGAAGUGAGUGAGUGAAUGAUUUCUUUGGGCGUGAUCCUAAGCCUAACCUAAGCUACUACGAGGCUAAUAGGUACUGAAUAUCAUAAAAGCUGGUUUUCACAACUUGUAAUUUUCCUGUAAACAUAAGUUGUUAUUAUUCGGAAAUACAUGAUGGCAUACACUUACGUGACCGCCAUUUUGUUUACGCGAAAAUUGACACCGUGCUGGAAUUAAGGAUAGUGGAGAACAUAUUACUUAAGCUGUUAUUUGUACAGGAGUUCGAAAUUUUGCCAAAAUGCAAGAUAAUAAAGUAUUUACUUCCACCGUUACCAGAGGCCAAAAACCUUUACAGAACAAUCUAUAUGAUUUAAUCACGGUAGUGCCUGCUAUUCCUGUAGCUGUAAAGGAUGAUAUUAAAGAAUAUACUUGUGAUUUUAAACCUAAAACAGACAAAAUCUACGUUCCUAAGAAAAGACCCAAAUAUACUAAAGUCAAAACGGUAAGGGAUAUCCGAAAUAUGUUUGAAACUGAUGUGACUGCUGAUUUGUCGAAAGAUUUAGAAAAACAACAAAAUAUUUUAUUAAAAAAAAUAACAAGUGGAUCUUCAAGAAAUGAGAAUACAAUGGAGUUAGCAAGAAAUAUGUUAAAAUGUGAAAAGCCCAUUUCCAGGCAUUCUUGGCAAAUGUUGAUGAAUCUAAACCCACAACAUACCCCACAGCCUAUUCAGUACGUGUUAUGGAAUGGAAGGUGUAUUCGAAUCAAUGGGAGUAAAGGAGGAAAAAAUAAAUUUCUGUCUAACUAUGAUUUAGCAAAAAUAAAACGACCAGCUAAAAUAGAUAAGAAAAACAGAACAUUGCAUACAAAAAAAGGGCUACUACAAAAUUCAUUAACAAUUAAAUUUAAACCGGGUCCUCUAAGCAGAAAAAGAUUUCUUGAUGAUUCAUAUCAAAAGUACAACGUGGGCAAUACUGAAUUGGUUAAUCUUCCAAAACCAGGUCUUGAUAUCCGGCCAAAAUACGGAGUUCCAUUGGAACCUACAAUCGCAAAUUUUGUUCAAAGUUUACGGGAUACUGAUGGUCAUAUAUCAGAAAAAUGGGCCGAGUAUGCAGUUUCUGUAUUGGGCACUGUUAAAAAUCACAGUGUUGUCCAAAGUGGCGAAGAGCCUGGUGUUACGUUUGAGCUUCAUUAUAAACGCAAUCAACGGCGAACUUUAAUGCGUCAAGAAUCGUCGACAUUUGUUACAACAGAAAGCAACAACAAUGCACAUUUGCUACUAGUAGAAGACAAAGAAGAAGAACUUAUUCCAGAAGUAAAAUCCAUACUUAGUGAAAUAAUUGAAUCUGUCGAAAUUAGUUUAUUACAAGACAAAAUGAUCCUAGAAGAUGAAAAUCCGACAGAUAAUCCAAGUCACGACGAAUUGAGGAAUACUAGUGUCGCACCGAAAGAGAAGGUUAAAAAGAGAUAUUGUGAAUUAGACAGGCUUGAUGUUACUGUUAUACGUUUGCCAGAAGUACCACAAAAUGAGUUUUCGAAAACGUGUAAUAAUGCACAUUGUUCUUUAGGGUGUAUUUGUACGUCUUUGCAAUGUGCCUACAAUUUAAAACAGCACUGUGGUCGAAUAGAAUGCAUGUUUGAAUGCAAAUGUGACUUCUCAAAAUAUAAAGAAUUCGAUUCAUUUGAAAGUCAUCGUCCUGAAUUAAUACCUGGCCUUAUAAAUUUAGACAAUGAGUUAAGUUUAAAGCUAUCCAAAGAAGAACAAAAAUUCCAUCAAACGGUUGUGGUAACUGGUGAAAAAAGUAUAUUGUUAAAGCCCGAGAGAAGAAAUUGGAAAACUACUAAAAGAUACCGGGAGUUCUAUAGUAAUAUGUGUUUAAAAAAUGAUUCCAAAGUACGAAAAGUUUUGUCAGUUGUUGAUGUUAAAUUAAACUGUGAAAAUAUUGAACCUUGGUGUAUGGUACACAAUCUGUACAAAUGUUUCUGCAAGGGAAGAUUCACAAGCGACGUAAAAUCUACUACUGAGCAGGAUGAGUUGAGCGACCAAUUACAAGAAGAACUGAAUUCUACUAAACCUUCCUUCGAAGCAAAACGUAAAUCAACUUCGCAUUCGGAAAGGAUUAAUGCAGAUGGGACCAAGAAGCAAAUAAUUUCCAUGAAUGAUAAGGCAGUCUAUUCAGAUUAUAUUAUGGAUUAUGAUUGCAGUACUUGCAAGAGAGUAAAACCUUAUGAAGGUAGAAAGUAUAAAGAUGACUACUAUAUAAACACGAAUAAAAAAAUUAUAGAAUUAGAAAGAAAUGACAAUCAACUGCGUAAAAAAAUGUUAUCUAUCGUGAACAAGUUGGAUGCUUGUGACUCACAAGAUGAUAAUGAAACUGAAAACAGUGACACUAACUUAUUACAAGUUCAUGAGGUUUCCGGAAAUAAUGAAGAAAUGAGCGUCUCUGAAAAUCAACCUCUUAGCAUUGGUAAAAAAUCAGAAAUCGAGUCUAAAUCUUUAGAAAGUGAAAACAUAACUCACGAUAGGUCUGUGUUAAACACAGGUCCAAAUAAAACCAAACUGAUUGCAUGGCUCGAGUCAAGUUACAAACAAUAUAAAAGACGUUUGGAUCUGGGUGUCGUUAAAACUUGUUUAGAACCUCCGAAGCACGGUAAAGUAGCCCUGUAUCCUUGGGAGUUUAUAUUAAGUAGAUAUAGAGAGCGAAAAAAUCUGUUUUUAAUUUCAAAACUGAAACCGUUCCGUAUAUUUAUGGCGAUCGACGCUAAAAGUAAUUUCUUUGAAAAUUGCAUUAAUAUCGACGACAUCCGCUUUGCAGACUUGCAUAAAUAUCCAAUUACAGUGAAAAAUUUACUAACAAAUGCCACGGACUUGAAGGAUAACUUUUGUAUUUUAUGUGGUCUAUCACAUUGUUGGGAAUUAAUUGGAUCUGUUACAAAAGUUACUGACAAAAUAAGUACUCAAAAUCCAAAUGACGGCGAAAAACAUCAGCAAUCAUUUACAACUGAAGACUCUAACCUCGAAAGUCCACAUUUGCCAAAUGUGUCCAAAAACACGUCAGAUAUUGCGAAGGGUCAACAAGUCCAUUUACAAGAUGUGCCUGAACGGAAUACCGCCGAAUCAGACUCAGAUUUAGAAACGUCGAAAUGGUUUGUUAUGACCAUAGAAAAUGACUUCAGCGAGAUUCAGUUUCAUAACAAAGGAUUUUUUGUCAAGUAUGAAAGUAUUAUCAAGGCAAUAAACGUCGCGAGAAUGUCAGACAAGACAGUGCGGUUAUCUUCACAAAAAUGUGUUGAACAACUGAACAAUGGUCCUCAAUUUGGUAUUUAUGCAAUACCUAAUGCAAAUGAAUAUUGCGUAUUUAUUGGUCCUUACGAAAAGGACGAACCAUUAGGUAUAGAGACUAUAAAGUCUUUUGUUCACUUUAGGAGAACCAAAAGAACAAGAGGAGUCUGGAUUACAACUAACAAAAUCGAUAACAUCAAAGUCAUAGACAAUCCACACUCGUUCAUGCCACCCACAAAUUUACACCCCAGUGAAAUUGUACCGCUAGACAACGAAACGACAGUGAACGAAUCAAAAGAUGUAGAAGAACUUAAUCCCGUCAAUAGCACUAACACUGCUCAAGAAACGUCAACAUCUAAAGGUUCUCCUAGUAAAGAACAACCUAAAUUAGUAAAACCUAUAAAAAUUCGCAAACAAGAUGGAUUCUACCACUUAGCAUCUUCAACACUUGUCCAGCAGGUUUCCGUUACAAAUUCUUCUAAACAACCACAAGUACCACCCAUUGUCAAUUUUUCGAAAAAAUCAUUACCACAAAAUUUUACCGCCGAAACUAUUCAGAUGCCUCCUUUAAUGAAAAUCUUACCUACUUUAACUCUUUCUACUUCUCCGUUGAUGAAAAAAGCAUCGGAUGAUUUAAUUCCACUGGUCGUCAAGCCUAUUGCUGAAAUUGCACCGCAGAUAAAAAUAGUUGAUGUUUUCUCGGAAUCCACGACAAUGAAAGAUCAAAAUAAAAGAAAGUACAAAAAACCAGAUGGGUCAAUGUUUAUUUUAAAACCAGAGGAAAUAAAUAAACGGUUAAUGCUGCAAAACAAAAUGAUGACAAAAAUCAACCCACCUGCGCAAAAUACUGAAACGAAUAAUUCACAAAUGGAUCAAGACAUUGAAAACUUUCUGGCUACCACUGUUGCAUGUUCUCCAAAUGAAGAUAUUUUUGUUAUUUCGGACGAAGAGAACAGUAAUCAUGAACUCCCAAUACAUAGCAGUUGGAGAGAUGUGUGGAUAGAAUGCAGAAACAAUGCUGGCUUGGGCUGGAUAAGAGGAAGGAGGAACGCAGAAAACGAACUCAGUUUUGAAUUCCCUGGUUUUAAAUUCACUGAGUUUUAUUCUGAAGAGGAAGCCUUUUCGAAAAUUAACCAGGUUCUGUCAAGAAAAAUUUAUGUACCUAAGAGCCUUCAGUUGGAAUGGCAUGUGGCCGAAUGUGAAGAUGAUUUAAUAAACAAACAGAAAUUACAAGCCGAACAGUUGGGAGCUGAAUUAGUACUAACCAAACGGGGACUUCGUCACAAGAAAGACUUGAUUAUCAACCGUAACGUACAGAAUAAAAUGAAAACAUCGACAUCAACCUAUGAAUCAGCGACACUGUCAGCAACUACAGUCGGAAUGGAGGAAGUCGAUAACGCUCUCGUCAUGAAGCGCAUGAUGAACGAAUUGGAAGAACAAAGCAAAACACUAGAUAACGAAUGCGAUAUGCUUCUAAUGGAAAUGGCGAAAAAAAGUAAGAUGCGGUUUUCUGCACCACAAGACAAUGCUCAGAAAGUAUUAUUACCUAGUAGUAGUACUUUUAACAUUUCCGGCGAUGGGUGAUAGAUUUCCAUCAACAUCGGAAUCAUUCAUUGAGCCAGUUUUGUAAUGUAUCGGAAUAUAUCUUGGGUGGACAACUGAGCGCUGUCAGAAAUCAUAAUCAAAUUAAUUUAUUCAACAAGUUUAUAAUUUUAUUAAAAACUACAAGAACGUGUGUUAGUACAUAAGUAUGUUUUCUGUAUACUUAAAAUGUGGUAGUUUUUAUGUUUUGUUUCGAAAUGUGAAGCAGUAGUUUGUAUAGAGAUAAUCGAACAGAAGGGUAAAAUAUGAGCAAUAAUGCAAUAUUUUUCGUGUUGUGUAGGUAAAUGAAAAAAACUAAAAAACUACUAUGAUGAUUGAUGACUGAAUCAAAGGGAUCUCUGUCUGUUAUAUAUCCAUUAGAAUUGUUAAAGAUUGGAAAACUAAAGAAAAUAUUUGUAUUGUUUUCGUUUUUUUAUGAAGAAUUAUUCCUAUUGUUUUUUAUUAAUAGUUGAUACUGGAGCGUGGAAAAGGUGUUUUGUGAUCAACUCACUUGCACAAAAUGAUUUAUCGAACAGUGUUCGAUUCAAAAGUACUGUAAGAAAUAUAAGUCUGAAGUAGAUUACUUUUAAUGUUUUAGAUAAACCGACUUUAUAAACCAUUAAAAAAUAAACAAUCUGUAAACAUGUAUAAGUAAAGUUCAAUUAAAUUAUUCGAUAAUUGUAUUUUUUUUGCUUCAAAUACUUUAUACACAUUCACUGCUUGUUUAUUUUUUAAUGGUAAGGUGUUAAACGUGUAUAUACCUACCUUAUUGAAGGAUUAAGUUAACUUACUUGAAACCUCGUUUGUACCUAUUUGAAAAGCUUUACGAAAUCGAGACUAAAUUACUUGUCGACUGUUGAUUGCCUAAUAAAUACAAAUAUAGGUAUCACAUUUUGCGUUGUGAAGAUGCGUCAGUAUUGUAAUUAUUAGUAUAUUUUACUUGUAAAAAUGAUGUAUCUAAUAUAACACAUUAAAGUACAUCAGCAUGUAAAAUAAACGCUUCUAUUGACUGGAUCAUAGUAAAUUACAAAGAACUCUGUGAUACAAACAUUAAGUAUUUAUACUUAUCCAUGCUGAAUACUGAACUUGUGUUGGUAUUUUUACUGAGUCCUUAAUUAGGAUAUCACAAUUAAACGUAUAUGUCUAUCUGUACUGUUUUAAAUAUAGGUAAGAAACAUUAAAAUAAAAGUUCUUAACUCGAAAA